AACGAUUCACUUUUCUCUCAAUUUCCAGAGCAAAAGAAAAAAAUGGAUUCUUUUUCAUAUUCUUCGAUGAAAUCCAUGCUGAUUCAAGCUCGUGGCUCGUUAAACUCGCGUUUGUCUGAGUUUGAGCCUCUGGUUCUGCUUUUGGCUCCGCUUCUCACUCUGUUUCUCGCUCAGAUUAUCGGAUCUGUGUUUGGCGUUGUUCAUGAGAAAGGCCUCAAAGCGUGUGUUAUUGGGUUUAUCAUGGGAUUCCUCAAAAUGAUUCCUGGAGUUCAAAAUUACAUUGAUGCUGAGAAACAAAAGGUUGUUGAUCAAUUACAAUCUGGUAGCAGCUCUAAGAAAAAGAAUAGGGCUGAAGUAUUGCCAGUAAAAGGUCUGGGAGUUGAAGUUCUAGAGAAAAUGGAGAAUGAAAAAAGGAAUGAUGCUAUUUGGCAAGGAAAAUGCUCUGGCACUGUAUACAUAGGUGGAGCCGAGUCUGAAGGACAUUUUGCAUUGAUAAAUCAAGCAUGUUCAAUGUUUGCGCAUACCAAUCCGUUGCAUAUAGACGUAUUCCAGAGUGUGGUGCAGUUUGAGUCAGAAGUAGUCGCAAUGACUGCUGCAUUACUGGGGAGUAAAGAAACGGUUUCUGGAGGACAAAUAUGCGGAAACAUGACAUCUGGAGGAACAGAAAGUAUAGUGUUGGCUGUGAAGUCAUCUCGUGACUAUAUGAAGUACAAGAAGGGAAUCACACGGCCAGAAAUGAUUAUACCUGAAUCGGGUCAUUCGGCUUAUGAUAAGGCGGCCCAGUAUUUUAACAUCAAGUUGUGGCGAGUUCCAGUAGACAAAGACUUCCGAGCUGAUGUGAAGGCAACAAGGCGGCAUAUUAACAAAAACACCAUCAUGAUUGUUGGAUCAGCACCAGGAUUCCCUCAUGGCAUCAUCGAUCCUAUCGAGGAGCUUGGUCAACUGGCUCUUAGCUAUGGAAUAUGCUUUCAUGUUGACCUUUGCCUUGGUGGUUUUGUGUUACCUUUCGCUCGUAAACUUGGGUACCAGAUCCCAGCUUUUGAUUUUUCUGUACAAGGAGUUACUUCAAUUUCGGUGGAUGUGCAUAAAUAUGGUUUGGCUCCUAAAGGAACUAGUACAGUUCUCUACAGAAAUCAUGAGAUCAGAAAGCACCAAUUCGUUGCUGUAACUGAAUGGUCAGGAGGUCUAUACGUGUCUCCAACUAUAGCUGGGAGUAGGCCUGGUUCUUUGGUUGCUGGUGCUUGGGCUGCAAUGAUGUCUCUCGGCGAAGAAGGCUACCUACAAAACACAAGCAAGAUAAUGGAAGCAUCAAAGAGACUAGAGGAAGGAGUAAGAGAAAUCCAUGAACUAUUCGUCAUUGGAAAGCCAGAUAUGACAAUCGUGGCGUUUGGUUCUAUAGCAUUGGAUAUCUUUGAAGUUAAUGACAUCAUGUCUUCAAAAGGUUGGCAUUUGAAUGCACUACAGAGACCCAACAGCAUCCAUAUAUGUAUAACUCUUCAACACGUCCCUGUAGUCGAUGACUUCCUUCGGGAUCUGCGUGAAGCUGUAGAAACUGUAAAAGCAAGCCCAGGACCGAUCACUGGAGGCUUGGCUCCAAUAUAUGGAGCAGCGGGGAAGAUGCCGGACAGAGGCAUGGUUAAUGAGCUUCUGGUUAGUUUCAUGGACAGUCAAUAUUAAGGUUAAAGCAUCAUCAAGUGGGUAAACUGAUAUCACAUUUUC
This is a messenger RNA of Arabidopsis arenosa, 1719 nucleotides long. The record is from the annotation of a GenBank genome assembly. NCBI's taxonomy places the organism in Eukaryota, Viridiplantae, Streptophyta, Magnoliopsida, Brassicales, Brassicaceae.